Messenger RNA from Larimichthys crocea (large yellow croaker), 5264 nucleotides. RefSeq names its product rabenosyn, RAB effector (gene rbsn). NCBI's taxonomy places the organism in Eukaryota, Metazoa, Chordata, Actinopteri, Sciaenidae. The record is from RefSeq and is a predicted model, not a curated record. The coding region runs from base 279 to 2627 and encodes 782 amino acids. The transcript is spliced from 13 exons. Gene Ontology annotation, molecular function: metal ion binding.
UGGCAACCUCAAGCCUGCCUGAAGGAGGAGAGGGGGGAGAAGCCGAGCGGCCAAUCACAUGACCAGGCAGGGCUGCAGCUGCAGCUGGUGUUGUCGAGCUGUCAGAGGGAGGCUCAAUAAACUGUCAACCACACAGUUAAUGCUGGAUUCAUUUUGUCCUAGGUUUCUCUGGCGUGAUGGAGCUAUCACGGGGUGGUUUGCACACCCCGUGACAUGUGUCCUGAAGCAAGAAUCUCGCACCUCGCCUCUCUUCUCCGACGUCACCGACGACCGCUGUCAUGGCCUCCGGUUAUCCACCCCCAUUUGAGGGCACAGGCGAAGUGAAGGAGGGCUUUCUUUGCCCGCUGUGCCUGAAGGACCUUCAGUCAUUCUACCAACUCCAAGACCACUAUGAAGAGGAGCACUCUGGGGAUGACCGCCACGUUAGGGGACAGCUCAAAAAUUUGGUUCAGAAAGCAAAGAAAGCCAAAGACAAGCUGUUGAAAAGAGAUGGAGAUGACAGACCGGAUACAGGCAGUUAUGAAUCCUUUUACUACGGUGGUGUGGACCCCUACAUGUGGGAGCCUCAGGAACUGGGAGCAACCAGAAGUCAUGUGGACUACUUUAAAAAACACCGGGCAGCCAGAAUAGAUCACUAUGUCAUUGAGGUCAACAAGCUCAUCAUCAGACUGGAAAAGUUGACAUCAUUUGACAGGAUCAACUCAGAUGCCGCCAAAAUCAGAGCCAUUGAGAAGUCGGUGGUGUCCUGGGUGAAUGACUCGGAUGUCCCGUUCUGUCCCGACUGUGGAAACAAGUUCAACAUCCGGAAUAGGCGGCACCACUGUCGUCUCUGUGGGUCCAUCAUGUGUAGGAGGUGCAUGGAAUUUGUCCCGUUACCUUUGGCUCAAAAGUUGAUCAGCGGGACACGAGAAUCCCUGUGUGUACCUGGAAGUCCUGUUCAAUCCCAGUCUCCCCCAGCAGGAGGUGGCGGCAGCGGGAUGGGCUCCCGGAGAGGCAGCAUCAGCAGCCUGAGCAGUGUUACUUCCAUGCUGGAGGAAAAGGAUGAUGAGAAGAUUCGCUGCUGUCACCACUGUAUGGACACACUGCUGAAGAGACAGCAGAAAUUGGAAGAGAAGGACCACACACCGGAUAUAGUGAAACUUUAUGAGAGGCUGAGGAUGUGCAUGGACAAGGUGGAUGAAAAGGCUCCAGAAUACAUCAGAAUGGCCGAGUCUCUCAAUGCCGGAGAAAACACAUAUAAUCUUGACACUGCCGGUGGACUGAGACUGGAAGUACAGAAAUACUACGAAUUAAUCGAUGCUCUGAGUAAGAAGAUUUUAACACUAAAUGCAAAAGAUGAUCCGCCACCUCAUCCAAAGGCCAUGCAGCUGCAGAGAAUGAUCCGCUAUACAGCCACGCUAUUCGUCCAGGAGAAGCUGUUAGGUCUCAUGUCUUUACCCACUAAGGAGAAAUAUGAAGAGCUGAAAGAAAAGAGGAAACAGGAACAAGAGAAGAGACUCCAACAAGAGAGACUGGCAGCACAGGAGACCCUAAAGAAGAGGCAGGAGUCUGAGAAAAACCGUCCACCUCCCAGCACUAACGGAGAGCUGCUGCAGGCUCCUAGAGCUCCACGCAUGACCAAAGCUAGUGGUUGGUUGCCCUCAGCAGAUUCUGGCAAUUCACGCAGCGAGCUGCAGGACCCCCUUCUGCAGCAGAUUGAGAACAUACAGUCAUUCCUUCGUCAGGCACGGGAGGCCCAGAGGACAGACGAGGUAGCCAUGUUGGAGGAGAACUUGCGUCAGCUGCAGGAUGCAUACGACCAGCAGCAGACCAGCCUGGCCAUUGCACUCUCCCAGAAGCUGGCUGAGGAGGAGAGCUUACAGCAGGGGGAGAUUCAUCGUCUGAAAGCCCGUGAAAGGGAGGAGAGGGAGCAUUGGGGCCCUGCUGUGGGAUCCACCCAGCCUUCUGUCACCUGGGAGAGGUGCCUAGGUAUCAGUCCGACAGAGGGCAUCCAAGACGAGGAAAACACUGAAGGAGAGGAACUGACUCCGAAGGCUGACAGGAGUCCAUCCUCUGUAAGAGCAUUUCCUGCUCUCACAAGCCAGGAGGAAUCACCUCCCAGGUUGAGGAGCUUAGGGGGGCAUGUAACUCCACCUGGUGGUGAAGGACAAAACAGCACCUCCCUUAACCCUUUCGAGGAGGAGGACUCUACUCCUGUUGAGGAGGAUCCAUCCAACCCCUUCUUUGAGGACAUCCAGAGGGAACACAAAGAGGUAACCAAUGGGAAGAAGGAAUACAACCCAUUCGAUGAAGACGAAGACGUCAGGGAGGAGAAACAGGCUGAGACCGCACCUGGAAACCCAUUUGAGGAGGAGGAGGAAGAUAGUGAUGCAGGUAACCCUUUCCUGGAGGCCUCUGGGAAUUCUCCAGGAGUCUCGACCAACCCCUUUGACGGGGACGACGAUGGCGAGGUUUUGCCCGACGUGGACAUUAUAGAGGAGGAACUGCUGCUGCAGCAGAUUGACAACAUUAGGGCCUACAUUUUUGACGCCAAGCUCAGCGGCCGUCUCGACGAGGUGGAGCUGCUGUCAGAGAACCUCCGAGAGCUACAGCACACCUUACAGGAGCAGAAGAAAAAGAAGCACUGACACCUUUCCCUCAAAACCCCUGAUUACCCGCUACUUACCAAGUCCUGCAAGGCUAGCUCACUUUACGUGACUGAUGAGCCCCACUGAGUUUUAGUUUGGGUGAGGCCUGCUGCACCACAAAAAGAUUAGGCUAGUCCCAAAAUUAAAAUGUGUACUUGAGCUCAGUAGUCUGGAGAAACUCCUUUAAUUUCCAAACAUCUUUCUUAACCACUUAUCCUGUUCAGGGUCACAGAGGGCUGGAGCCGAUCCCAGCAUGCACAGUUUUUAAGCACUGUUAGUAAAAAAUCCAUUCGUACAGGCAUGUUGCUGAAGAUAUUAAUCCUGUUGUAUCAGUGCAAACAUGAACAAUGGAAAAUGGCAAGAUGCCACAAAAGAGAUUUUUUUUUUUUUUUUAAUGGGAUAGAUGGUUGUGUGAGUUGAGUGUUGCUGUGAUCUUGUGGGAGUCAGGAUGAAUGAUUUGGCUCUCUGGCAGAAUGUAUGAAAGUCAAAAUUUUGGCAAACAAAUGAUAAAACUUAUGCGCAUUUUAAAAGCUAUAGUUGAAUAAUAAUAUAACUAACAACGUUAAAGAGUACUCCACAGUCAAACAUGUGAUAAAGAUGAUUCUUCUUCCUUGCCAAAACCUGGCACUUGACAGCUAACCAUUCAGAGAUUCAGGUUUGUUGUUUGGCUAAUGAAGCCUCAAACCAUUAGCCUGAAGUAGGCUAGAGAGUUCUGGUAAGAUCACUUCUUACUAACCCCACACCCUCAAUUUCAAAAGAGAGAAAGAGUUUUGACACCGCAAGCUUAAUAUAAAAUCAGCUCCACUAGUUCCACUUUAACUUUUAUUUUAAUACUUGUAAUUGAAAUCCCUGUUGUUCAUUGAACUUAUACCAAAGAACCAAAUCAAACAUUACUGUUCUAACCAGGUCAUUAACAACACUCAAAAAAUGUGACUUAAAGACUUAAAGAAAUUAAAUUUAGACUUUUAUGAGCAUAUAUGGGCAGCCUAGUGGAAACUGAUCACUGAACAAAUUCUUGUAUAUUCAAAUUUAAUUGCAAGUUUAAGUUACUAACUUGGUCACACGACUUGCACCACUUGUUGCAAAGUGUGACCACUUUGUGUCAUAGACUUACAAGGAACAUUAAAGGCACAUUACGCAGAAUCAAGCCAUCGUCGUUGCUCCUGUUGUGUAACUCCCGUCGACUAUGGUGACGUUAUGUCACAAGGAAAAUCUUUACUCACACUGUUAAUAGCCACAAGUACGAUCAAAGUAUAUGUUCUAACAGCCGUUUGAAUUUGUUUAGUUAAAAGUUGCUUUUUCUGUACAACUCAAUUCAAAUGAACACCUGACCUGGUUAAAUGACAUUUUCUGUCUGCAUGGUUUAGAUCAAAUUUUACUCACACUGAUUCAGUUUGUUCUUUUUUUUGUGCACCUUGUCUAUGUGAUGUUGGCCUUAGCAUGAUUGCAUUUUCGAUCUUUUGUUAAGCAUCUUAAAUGACACAUUGAGCCAAGAAAACAACAUUUCCCACGUCAGACUGUGUGACCCCUAAAGGUUGUGAUCUUAUCGUUUACAGUGGCACUACUGAUCCAACUGAGCACUUGGGUUGCAUGAUUCAUGAUUCUGUGUUUCUUAGUGCUGUGGUCUUUCUAUGGAGCUUGUCUUCCCACUUCCAUGUUUUUUUUUAUACAUUUGGACAUAAUGCUUAAAAACUGUUAAUCCCACCGCUACCGUUUCAUGCUGGUGGCCAAGAUCUGUAUGUAAAGCAUGUGAUGCGUGUAGUAGUUUCAUCUAAGAAGUCCAUCCAUGCAGCACUAGUGAACAUACAAAACACUAUUUUUCAAGAUACAACGUAGGCUAAUUUAAAUCAACAGGUAAGACACCAGAAUUCACUUAAAUCCCAGUGUGUACAGACGUUUCUCAGCUAAAUUCUUAGGUCAAAACAACAUUUUAGACACACGUUUGUUUGUGUGUCAGAUAAAUUAACACUAAAUGAAUGCCAGCAAGUAUUAUCACUCACAGUGCUGCUAACUCCUUACAUGAAUUUGUCUUUGUGCUUUCCCGUCAGUGAGACUGUCCAGAUUUCUCUUCAUAGUCAGUGUUUUUGUGCAGUAUGUCGAUCACACGCUGCGUAUCAGUGACAUCCACUUUACAGUUUAAAGCAAAACAUGUGACAUGGUGAAUGUUGUGAAAAAACUCAAGGAGCUUCUUUAAUGUGUGUUAGCAGCUGAUUUUAGCAACAAUAAUUGCAAACUUUAAACAUUUUGGACUCACAAACAUCAGUUUAAUACAUUUAGAACAUUUCACCUCAUCACCAAUAAAAGAAAAUGUCUGUAAAAUGUUUGUAUCUCUCAUCCUUGUCAUAAAUUUGGUGACUAAAUAUUUUAGUUGACACAGUGCUAGAGGUAAUUUACACCUCCAAUGUGUGGAUACUUCAACCACGUCAGGUGCAAACAUCAAAGUAUUGACUGCCCACAACAACUUUCUGCAGUUUAUGGUGACGUGGAAGGUCUCAGUCCAGCCAGCAGUAACCUCACAGUGCACACAGCAUAGUGGGAUGCAUUUAAUUACACAUAUUUACAACAUAAUAUGCAAUGUGGUCGUCCUUUUUUAUGUGAUCAUAUAAAAAUCACAAUAAAAUAAUAUUGUCCAGAGAA